AUGGCACCUGACCCGGAAAGACGGCAAGUGAGUUUUCCGAAACUGAAAUAUCCUUUGUUCAGAGAAGAAGAGCCAAGGAGUCCACAAAAAUGGAUAAAAGCGAAACAAAUUCAAGAUGGCGCUGAAGGUUUCUGGAGAAUUCAUGACAAUAUUUACGACCUCACCGAAUUUAUUCCAUCUCAUCCUGGGGGCUCACAGUGGCUUUCAAUGACCAAGGGUACAGAUAUUACCGAAGCCUUUGAAACACAUCACAUAAACAGUACAGCCGAAGCUCUGUUACCCAAAUAUUUUAUUAAGAAAGCCGACACCCCACGGAAUUCACCCUUUACGUUUGAGGAGGAUGGAUUUUAUAAGACUUUGAAAGCAAAAGUCGUUUUAAAAUUAAAAGACAUACCCGGCGACCUAAGGAAAAAGAGUGACAAUAUAACAGAUUUUCUCUUUGUAUGCUUCGCGGUAGCUGGUCCGCUUUGUUGUUGGCUUUGGACAAAGAAUUUAAUAUAUGGAGCGGCUGCCACGUUGAUUCUCGGUCUAACACUUUGUGCCUUAACUAUUUGUGCCCACAACUAUUUUCAUAGAGCAGAUAGCUGGCGGAUGUACCUUUUCAAUAUAAGUGGCUUCUCAUACAUUGACUGGAGGAUUUCACACUCAAUGUCUCAUCACCUAUACACGAAUACAGCAAAUGAUAUUGAAUUGAGCUUCUUAGAGCCUUUCUUGCAAUACUUACCGAGGCCGGAUAAGCCGCUGUGGGCCCAAAUGGGGGCUUUCUUUUACCCCAUUGUAUUUUUAUUCACGUCACUCGGAUGCAUGAUUAAAGAAUUAGUUUGCGGAAUAUUAAAAUUGGAUGAUAAAAACUUGACUUUGGCAAACGCCAUACCUUUUGUAUUGCCAAUAUGGAUGUGGUACUUCAGUGGACUAUUUUUACCUUGGACUAUUCUGGUUUGGUUGGCUACUGUGAUGAUAUCAAGUCUAUUCUUCAUGAUUUUUGGUCUCACAGCUGGACAUCACGCUCAUACAAACUUCUUUGAGGGAGACGUGCCGAGAGAGGAGACACUCGAUUGGGGAAUCCAUCAACUCGAUUCAAUAGUAGAAAGGAUCGAUUACGCGGGAGACCAUUUCAAAUCUCUCACUCGUUUCGGGGAUCACUCCCUUCACCACCUGUUCCCAACGUUGGAUCACGCUGAAUUGAAGUACCUGUACCCCACAUUAUUCGAGCACUGUGAGAAAUUUGAAACCCAGCUCAGAACGACAACCUUCUACAACGCAUUGAUCAGCCAAAGCAAACAAUUAAUAAGGAAACGACCUAAUAACUUCAAGCAAAAAGUGAAGCAAAGUAGCUAA
This is a messenger RNA of Danaus chrysippus (African queen), 1338 nucleotides long. NCBI's taxonomy places the organism in Eukaryota, Metazoa, Arthropoda, Insecta, Lepidoptera, Nymphalidae. The record is from the annotation of a GenBank genome assembly.